This is a messenger RNA of Bubalus bubalis (water buffalo), 2450 nucleotides long. RefSeq names its product coiled-coil domain containing 93 (gene CCDC93). Bases 19 to 2100 code for a protein of 693 amino acids. Gene Ontology annotation, biological process: Golgi to plasma membrane transport. Lineage: Eukaryota; Metazoa; Chordata; Mammalia; Artiodactyla; Bovidae. The record is from RefSeq and is a predicted model, not a curated record. The transcript is spliced from 25 exons.
GCUCCCGCCCCAGCGCGCAUGCUCCGCCGAGCCACUGAGCUCAGGCUCCUGGCGGCGGCGGCGGCGGCGGCUGCGGAGGAAGUUUCCGCUCUGCACUCCACCCCGGUAGCAGCUUCGGAGCCGGGGACAGCUUCCUCCGGACGCUCCGCGGGCUUCGCUGCCGCCGCAGGGCGGUCCGACGGGAUCAUGGGGUUGUCAAAGGGGCCGGAAGGCCAGGGUCUCCCGGAGGUAGAGACAAGAGAAGAUGAAGAGCAGAAUGUCAAGUUGACUGAAAUUCUGGAGCUCUUGGUUGCAGCUGGGUAUUUCAGGGCAAGAAUUAAAGGCUUAUCACCUUUUGACAAGGUGGUGGGAGGAAUGACCUGGUGCAUCACCACUUGCAACUUUGAUGUGGAUGUUGAUUUACUCUUUCAGGAGAACUCUACAAUAGGUCAGAAAAUAGCUCUAUCGGAAAAAAUCGUCUCCGUCCUGCCAAGAAUGAAAUGUCCACACCAGCUGGAGCCCCACCAGAUCCAGGGGAUGGAUUUUAUUCACAUAUUUCCUGUUGUCCAGUGGCUGGUGAAGCGAGCUAUAGAAACAAAAGAAGAGAUGGGUGACUACAUCCGCUCCUACUCCAUAUCCCAGUUCCAGAAAACCUACAGUCUGCCUGAGGAUGACGACUUCAUGAAGAGGAAAGAAAAGGCCAUCAGGACAGUUGUUGACCUCUCUGAUGCUUACAAACCUCGUCGGAAAUACAAACGCCAGCAGGGAGCAGAGGAGCUGCUAGAUGAAGAGUCUCGGAUCCAUGCCACGCUUUUGGAAUAUGGCCGGGUCACUGAUUCCUUGAUGAGAUAUGGAUUUAGCCGCGAGAGCAAAACAGAAAAGGCUGAGGACAAGAAAAUGGCACUUCCGACGGGGCUGUUGACUGCAGAAAAAGCUGAUGCCCACGAGGAGGAUGAGCUUCAAACUGCUGAAGAACAGCGUAUUCAGUCCUUGAUGACCAAGAUGACCGCCAUGGCACAUGAGGAGAGCCGGCCGACCGCAAGCUCCGUGGGCCAGAUCGUGGGCCUGUGCUCUGCCGAGAUCAAGCAGAUCGUGUCUGAGUAUGCAGAAAAGCAAUCUGAACUGUCAGCUGAAGAAAAUCCAGAAAAGUUAGGAAUCUCCCAACUACAUCGGCGAAAAGUCAUUUCCUUGAACAAGCAGAUUCUGCAGAAGACCAAACAACUGGAAGAGCUUCAGGCAAGUCAUACUGACCUACAAGCCAAAUACGAAGGAAAAAAGAAAACCCUGACAGAGCUCAAGGGUCACAGUGAGAAACUGGACAAAGAGCAGACAGCUCUCGAGAAGAUAGAGGCCAAAGCUGAUCCGAGCAUCCUGCAGAACUUGAGAGCCCUUGUAGCCAUGAAUGAAAAUCUGAAAAGUCAGGAACAGGAGUUUAAAGCACAUUGUCGAGAGGAGAUGGCACGGCUGCAGCAGGAAAUCGAAAUCCUGAAGGCUGAGAGGGCGCCAGGCAGAGAUGAAAAGACCCUCUCUGGGGGAGAGUCACAUGGUGCCUUAACCUCUGCGAUGACGCACAAUGAAGACCUAGACAGACGGUAUAACAUGGAGAAAGAGAAACUUUACAAGAUCCGUCUACUACAGGCUCGAAGAAAUCGAGAAAUAGCAAUUUUGCAUCGCAAGAUUGAUGAAGUGCCCAGCCGAGCCGAGCUAAUACAGUAUCAGAAGAGAUUUAUUGAACUCUACCGCCAGAUUUCGGCAGUGCACAAAGAAACCAAGCAGUUCUUCACUUUAUAUAAUACCCUGGAUGACAAAAAGGUUUAUUUGGAAAAAGAGAUCAGCCUGCUGAACUCCAUUCAUGAGAACUUCUCACAAGCCAUGGCCUCCCCUGCUUCCCGGGACCAGUUUUUACGUCAGAUGGAACAGAUCGUAGAAGGAAUUAAGCAAAGUCGAAUGAAGAUGGAGAAGAAGAAACAAGAAAACAAGAUGAGAAGAGACCAGCUGAACGACCAGUACUUGGAAUUGUUAGAAAAACAGAGGCUGUACUUUAAGACCGUGAAAGAGUUCAAGGAGGAAGGCCGCAAGAACGAGAUGUUGCUGUCCAAAGUGAAAGCCAAGGCCUCUUGAACAUUCCCAGACAUCAUUGCACGUCACUGAUGUCUUCGUCUACACGCCAUGUAUCAGCUCCGAGAUGGUGAAAUGGUUCUCGACACUGCAGCAGAGAUGUAGGUGUGAUGAUCUCAACACGGGAUAUUUCCUUCCUCCUGUUUGCUCACAUUUCAUCUCCAUGGUGGCUGUUGUCCAUGGGAUCGGACGGUGCAGACGUUGUGGCUUGGAUAACACCCAUCCUCCAGUGAAGAAAUGUGGGCAGUGUUUGUUCUCUGUGUCGAUUCUACUUUUAUUUCUCCAGUAACAUUGCACAUAUGAAGGUACCUGUAUUUGAAUGGACUCUGAAUAAAGAGGAAUUCAUUUGUUCA